Monodelphis domestica (gray short-tailed opossum) is the source of this 1828-nucleotide messenger RNA. Its product is annotated as olfactory receptor 2K2-like. Gene Ontology annotation, molecular function: G protein-coupled receptor activity; olfactory receptor activity. Gene Ontology annotation, cellular component: membrane. Lineage: Eukaryota; Metazoa; Chordata; Mammalia; Didelphimorphia; Didelphidae. Gene Ontology annotation, biological process: G protein-coupled receptor signaling pathway. The record is from RefSeq and is a predicted model, not a curated record.
UUUUCCUAAGGAUGUUAUUAAGUCCAACACCUCUCUAAAUGUUGAUCUAGUAUUUUUGAAUCCACCCCUUCAUUUCUUAUGCAUACUUUUUUGAUGGAAGAAUGUACAUUUUACUUUAUUUUUUUUAUAUUUAAAAACACUUACCUUCUGUCUUGGAAUCAAUACUGUGUAUUGGUUCCAAGGCAGAAGAGUAGUAAGGGCUAGGCAAUGGGGAUCAAGUGACUUGCCCAGGGUCACACAGCUAGGAAGUAUCUGAGGCCAGAUUUGAACCUAGGACCUCCCAUCUCUAGGACUGGCUCUCAAUCCACUGAACUACCCAGCUGCCCAUGAGAAUGUACAUUUUAGCAGAAUCUUCUUAAAAUGUUAAAUGUCAUACUAGAGAAAAAAAGUGGCCCUUUUUAUAUAUACUAAUGAUAUUACUUAGGUAAUAUUUUCUCUAUAUUCCUUCAGAUGGAAGACAGAGCAUAAGGGACUGAAAUGAACUGGAGUACAGUGGCAGAAUUCACUCUGGAGGGGUUUUCCCAAUACCCCAAACUUGAAAUCAUCCUUUUUAUCUUGUGUCUCUUGAUGUACUUGAUAACUCUACUGGGCAACAGCAUUCUCAUUACAAUCAGCAUCCUAGAUAUCCAUCUUCAUACUCCUAUGUACUUCUUUCUCAGCAAUCUCUCAUUCAUGGACAUCUGUUACACGACUUCCUCUGUAACUCCGUUAGUGGUGAAAAUCAUAGGGAAAAGAAAUACUGUUCCUUUCAUAGGGUGUGCCCUACAAAUGUAUCUCUCCCUUGCCAUGGGGUCCACAGAGUGUUUGCUCCUUGCUGUGAUGGCAUAUGACCGGUAUGUGGCAAUAUGUCACCCCCUUAGGUACCCUAUCAUCAUGAAUAAGAGGGUGUGUCUUCAGAUGGUAGCUGGGUCAUGGAUAACAGGCUGUCUCACUGCCUUACUAGAAACCAGUUCUGCCCUACAACUGCCUCUCUGUGGGAGUGCAAUCAAUCACUUUACUUGUGAAAUCCUAGCACUGCUGAAAUUAGCUUGCACAAGUUCAUUGGUCAUGGACAUGAUAAUGCUGGUGGUCAGUGUGCUUCUCCUUCCAAUUCCAAUGUUCUUAAUUUGCAUCUCAUACAGCUUCAUUCUCUUCACCAUUCUACGAAUCAACUCAGCAGAUGGAAGAAACAAAGCUUUCUCCACCUGUUCAGCUCACCUUACCGUGGUGAUCUUAUACUAUGGGACUGCUCUUUCCAUGUACCUGAAACCAUCAUCAGUAGAUUCUCAAGAAAUUGACAAGUUCAUUACUUUGUUUUAUCGGGUGGUGACUCCCAUGAUAAACCCUAUUAUCUAUAGCUUGAGAAAUAAAGAAAUGAAAGGGGCUGUGAAAAAGCUUCUGAGAAGAAAUGUAUUUUCACAAAGACUCUGAAACAGUUGGGAGAGGGUUUCUCAUUGGCAAGAAAACACAGAAAAUAGAUUUGGAUUCUGAAGAUGUAGGUUUCCAUUCAUAUCACUGUUCUGGAUGCUUCCUCUAUUAAUAUGUUGCUAGACUUACUAUGAUUUAGAAGGGGAUUUCAUGAGUAACUAUAAGGGUCCUCAACAAGUCUGUCACAAAGUGCAUGCCAAACCUUUUGAGCAUGGGAGAACCUACCAAAGUCUGUAUUUUCAAACAUUGUCUUUGAGAAUUUAGUGUUAACUACAUUUCAUUCUGAGGCAAGAGGGGCAGAAGAAUUUAUCAUAUUACCAACAAAAAUGAAAAAUCAUAUAUUCAUAUCAAUAGUUGAUUUAAAAUUUUCCACAUAGUUGUAAAUAAUGCUUUGAUAAGGGGGGAACUAUAAAUAUUUGAG